AUGGACACUUCCGAACCGGAAGAAUACAUAACGUUGCGUCCAAGCACGAGAAAUUACGCGGAAUUUUUUAAUAAACGCUUAAAUCGCCCUUAUAGUUGUACGAGAUACGCUGAUCCCAACGAUUGCGAUUGCGACGAUGUUAAAAGCGAUAUGGUCGGAUUCACGGAUUUUUGGAAAAUUCGAUUAAAUCUGACAACGAUGCGAAUUGUUGAUGAUGAUUUUACCUUUUCAACGAGUGCCUCGAAUCGGCAGAAAUACGGGAGAGCGGGGGAUUGUUAUAGCGACAUCGAGGAUUGCAUCGAGGGGAGUUUUUCGGUCGAUUUAACCGGGACUUCGUUUCGGAUAUCCGACGUGGUGACGUGGUUUUCCCAUGGAAAUUCCGCGCGACACCACAUUCAUAAAAUGGACGGAAAUCGGAGGGUUUAUGGGAGAUGCGGAGGAAAUUGCGGGUAUUGUUUACCCGAUCCCAAAAACGGAUUAUUGGUUGAAGUGACUUAA
Molecule: messenger RNA, 498 nt
Organism: Onthophagus taurus
Lineage: Eukaryota; Metazoa; Arthropoda; Insecta; Coleoptera; Scarabaeidae
Source: RefSeq, a predicted model, not a curated record